AUGCCUCGAAAACGGUGGAUUGACAAGAACAAAGCCCAAACCUUCCAACUUCUUUACCGUCCACAAAAUGAUCCGUCUUUGCACGACGAGACUGCCGACGAGCGGGCACUCUACCCUAUCUCAGGGCCAGGCCCGGCCUCUCGGAAGACCGAGCAGAAAGGAGGAUUGCAUUUGACCGACCUGGAAGAUGAUUUGGACUUCGAGAACAUGCGCGAGAACGAGGGGGAAGCGGCACAGUACGGGAUUUAUUUCGACGAUACAAGUUAUGACUACAUGCAACAUCUGCGAGAUGUUGGAGAAGGCGGUGGAGAGUCUCAUUUCAUGGAGGCUGCUCCUGUCAAGGUGCAGGGCAAGGACAAAGGAAAGGCAAAAACCAUAAAGUUAGAAGAUGCACUCAGAGAAGUAUCGCUGGGCGAUGAUCAGAGCAUGGUCGGAAGCGAGAUGCCAUCGACGUUUUCCACCUCAACAAGGCCUGCGACGUAUCAAAACCAGCAAGAUAUCCCCGAUGAAAUUGCCGGGUUCCAACCCGAUAUGGAUCCCCGACUACGAGAAGUUCUGGAGGCUCUAGAUGACGAUGCUUAUGUGGACGAGAAGGACGAGGAAGAUAUGUUUGCAGCGCUUGCAAAGGAAGGUCAGUUUGGCGAACUGGAUUUGGCUGAAUUCAAGGCGAACUUCGAGGAUGAAGAUGACGACGGGUGGGAGUCAGAUGCGACAGAGAGGGCUCCUGUCCAACAGGCUCAAGUGCCCAUGCGGACGUCGUUCCCAACAGUCGCUGGGGCCGAAUCAGCCACUGAAGACGGUUCUAUAGAUGCCGAAGCCGCCGCAGCUGAAGACGGGGACUGGUUGAAAGAGUUUGCCAAAUUUAAGCGAGACAACAAAAGGGGGCCUGAGCCGAAGACAGCAGACUCCAUCAUCGCGGCUUCUGCCAUACAGGACAAAGCCCCUACGCUUUACACCUUGAAUGGCACGCCUUUGCGGCAGAAGAAGCGAAAAGGUGCCUUGACCAACCCCAGUGCAUAUUCAAUGACAUCUUCUUCUUUGGCAAGGACUGACGGACAACAAUUGCUGGAUGCUCGGUUCGAUCAAGUUGAAAAGAUGUACUCACUGGACGAGGCUGACGAGUUUGAUGAUAUGGACGGCGGCAUGUCUCUUGCAUCAGGCAUGACUGGCCAAUCGAGGAUGUCUCAACUCUCCACAACCAGCUUCGCAGAUGAGGGGGCUGUUCGACAGGAUUUCGGUGGCAUGAUGGACGACUUCCUGGGAGAUUGGAACAAAGCCAACCCAGGAGGUAAACGAAAAGGCGCAAAGGGCAAACGAGGGAAGAAUGGUAACGAAAAAUACGGUCUUCAGCAGCUCGACGAAGUGCGAGCAGAACUCGGACCUGCUAGACUAUAUUCGCGUACGACGAAAGCAUGA
This is a messenger RNA of Exophiala spinifera, 1416 nucleotides long. RefSeq lists its product as uncharacterized. Bases 1 to 1416 code for a protein of 471 amino acids. Gene Ontology annotation, cellular component: preribosome, small subunit precursor; nucleus; cytosol. Gene Ontology annotation, biological process: ribosomal small subunit biogenesis; ribosomal small subunit export from nucleus. The transcript has 2 exons. NCBI's taxonomy places the organism in Eukaryota, Fungi, Ascomycota, Eurotiomycetes, Chaetothyriales, Herpotrichiellaceae. The record is from RefSeq and is a predicted model, not a curated record.